UUGGAAAAUGUAAGAAGUCUACUGCAACGUUUCAACAUUUUUGUUGGUGAGAAUGACUCUGAGGCUGAACAACCACAGCAAUUGUUGAGUGAAGUUACCUUUGAAGGAAUAGUAAAGUAUAUGCUUUCCGAUAAAUGUAAAAAUAUUAUUGUCAUGGCUGGCGCUGGCAUUUCUACGUCAGCGGGCAUCCCUGAUUUUAGAACUCCCGGAACUGGGUUAUAUGACAAUUUACAAAAGUAUGAUCUGCCGGAUCCAGAAAGCAUUUUUAGAUUAAGUUAUUUCAGAGAGAAUCCUUCUCCAUUUUAUUCCUUAGCGAAAGAAUUAUAUCCCGGCCGUUAUAAGCCCACGUUGAGCCACUAUUUUAUUAAACUGUUGCAUGAUAAAGGAUUGCUCCUCCGUCACUUUACUCAGAAUAUCGAUACUCUAGAACAUUUAGCUAACGUACCUAAAGAAAAACUUAUCGAAGCGCAUGGCUCUUUCUCGGCUGCCCAUUGCAUUAAUCACGAUUGUCAAAAAGAAUACUCUUCUGAUUGGGUUAAAGAACGUGUCCUUCAAGAUAUAAUUCCGCUGUGCUCCAAUUGCAAUUCUCCUGUUAAACCGGAUAUAGUGUUUUUUGGUGAAUCCCUUCCUACUAAAUUUUUCGUUGCUACGCAUGAGGAUUUCCCACAAUGUGAUUUAUUAAUCAUAAUGGGAACUUCUCUAAAGGUGCAACCAUUUGCUUCAUUAAUUGAAAGAGUACCUGAUGCCACCCCUCGUCUUUUAAUUAAUUUGGAAAAAUGUGGAACGCGACCUAAAUUAUUUGGAGCGUUAGGCAUAAAUGAAGGAUUAAGCUUUGAUUGUGAGAGUAACUACAGGGACGUUUUUUGGCAAGGAACUUGUGAUGAUGGGUGUUUUACACUUGCUGAAGCUCUUGGAUGGAAAGAGGAAUUAUUACAAUUGAAAGAAAGAGGCCAUAAAAUUUUGAUAGAGAAAUAUCCUCAAAUGGUGACUAAAGAAGCAAAAGUUUCACUGAUUUCUAGUGCGCCUGAGCAACAUUCUCAAGCUGUAGAAAGCAAAUCAAAUGCUGAUGGAAACAAAGAAUCUACAGAAGAUGAAGGAAGCCAAAAUUUCGAUGCAAUUGCUGUUACCCAGGAACAUCAAAUUAAUUAA
This is a messenger RNA of Trichoplax adhaerens, 1149 nucleotides long. RefSeq lists its product as uncharacterized. The annotation marks the transcript as partial. Lineage: Eukaryota; Metazoa; Placozoa; Uniplacotomia; Trichoplacea; Trichoplacidae. The record is from RefSeq and is a predicted model, not a curated record. Gene Ontology annotation, molecular function: NAD+ binding; histone deacetylase activity, NAD-dependent. The transcript has 11 exons.